CCUUGUUUCAAAAGAUGUUACCCACCAUAAGUUUCUAUGGCUGAAAGCUGAACACACAGGAAGACACUGUCUCAACUAGUCAACUGUAUAUCCCCGCGUAGCUAACAUCAAUAGCAACAAAAUUGAACACACAACCAUGGCUACAACAACAACGACAACCUCGUCUUUUGUUUUUCUGAAAUCUCCUGCCUCAACAUUUCUCAUGCACAAUGAUCAUUUUCGUUAUGGAAAUGGAGCCCGGAGAAGGAGAAGUUCCAAACCCAUCAUCAUCAAGGCUCAAUCUGAGGUCAGAAAAGAACAUGUAGUCAUCGUGGGUGGUGGAAUCGCAGGACUCGCAACUGCUCUAUCACUUCACAGGCUUGGGGUUCGGUCCCUGGUGCUGGAACAGGCAGAGUCUCUUCGAACCGGUGGAACUUCACUCACCCUUAUGAAGAACGGGUGGAGGGUGCUUGAUGCAAUCGGAGUAGCUAAUGAACUUAGACCUCAAUUCUUGGAAAUUCAAGGGAUGGUGGUGAAAACCGAGGACGGGAGGGAACUACGCUCCUUCAAUUUCAAAGAAGAGGAUCAAAGCCAAGAGGUGCGUGCAGUGGAGAGGAGAGUACUCUUGGAAACCUUGGCUGGUCACCUCCCUCAGGAUACGAUUCAAUAUUCUUCACGGCUAGCAAGCAUUGAAGCAACUCCAAACGGGGAUACCUUAUUGGAACUGGUUGAUGGAUCUAAGCUGCUUGCAAAGAUUGUGAUAGGGUGUGAUGGGAUUCGAUCACCAAUAGCCAAGUGGAUGGGGUUUCCUGAGCCUAAGUAUGCUGGUCACUGUGCUUUCCGUGGACUUGCAUCUUACCCAGAUGGACAACCUUUUGGACCAAGAGUGAACUACAUCUAUGGAAGAGGGUUACGUGCUGGAUAUGUUCCUGUUUCUCCAACCAAAGUUUACUGGUUUAUCUGCUUCAACAGUCCAUCUCCAGGUCCAAAAAUAACAGAUGCAUCAGUGCUCAAGAAUCAAGCUAAGGAACUAGUCAGGAACUGGUCUUCAGAGCUAUUAAACAUAAUGGAUUCUACACCAGAUGACACUAUCAUUAGGACUCCAUUGGCGGAUCGAUGGCUUUGGCCAUCCAUAACUCCACCUGCUUCUGCAGGCAGGGUUGUGGUGGUUGGAGACGCGUGGCACCCAAUGACUCCGAAUCUCGGCCAAGGAGCUUGUUGUGCGCUCGAGGAUGCAGUGGUUCUCGCUAAAAAGCUCGCCUUAGCCAUCAAGUCUGAAGACCCUUCUUCUGUGGAAGGAGCUUUGAUGUCCUAUGGCUCUGAAAGAUGGUCUCGAGUGUUUCCACUAACUGUGCGUGCAUACCUUGUGGGUUCCGUUUUGCAGUGGGGGAACCCAUUGGUGUGUUCUGUUAGGAACAACAUUGUCUUGCCUAAGCUAGUCAAGCUAGGACCGAUGCUGGAGCAUACAAAUUUUACAUGUGAGAGUCUAUAAAGAAGAAAAGCAGGGCUGGCAGCAUGAAAGAGGAUGUUGUCAAGGGAUAAUGAGUUUUAUUACUGCUCAAUUCAUCCCUCUAGUAUAUAUGUGUAUACAGCAUUAUGUAAAAGAGAAAUUCUUGUGUUCACUAUUGCAAUAGGGUAUUGCCUAGUAUUGAAAAAUUUUAGACAUAAAUUAGGACAACAUCAGCCAGUAUUUCUGUAUCGAUUUUUACCUUUAUUUUGCCUAAUGAAUGUGUCCCGUCUGAUGAUCGUGGUGCGAUACCCGGCUGACCAAGGUGAUCUCCAAAUUGUCUUAUCAGCAAUAUGCGGUUACUUAGGGCCCUGAUCAUGGAUUCUAAAUGGAACAAA
Molecule: messenger RNA, 1824 nt
Organism: Lotus japonicus
Lineage: Eukaryota; Viridiplantae; Streptophyta; Magnoliopsida; Fabales; Fabaceae
Product: monooxygenase 2-like
Exons: 6
Coding region: 137-1471 (444 amino acids)
Molecular function (GO): FAD binding
Source: RefSeq, a predicted model, not a curated record